CCUUUGAGGAUUUGCUAGGAAGUUCUUGACAGAGGGAACGCCACUAGAUGAAUCACAUUGUUCCUUUUGGGAGAAGAUGAAAACUUUCUUUGUGGUUAUUUUGGCUACUGGUUAUUUCUCAUAUAUUUUUGGUAACGGGCCACACAAGGACAUUCCAUGCGGUUACUAUCAAAAGAAGACCAUACAACAAAAAUCUAUAUGCUCCAUAAGAGCCAGCCCAUUAUGCGCUUCUAAUAAUGUUACGUAUUCUAAUUCCUGCGUGUACUGCUUCGCUAACAUAGCUUUGAAACACACUUUGAAAAUUCAAUACAGUGGAAAAUGCAGAACGACUAAAAAAUCUCAGAAUAAGACCUGAUUUUCCUUCAUUCGUCAGGACUGAACCCAUUUGAAUUAAACAUCGUCUUUCUUUCAAAAAGUGGAAUUCAUUACAUCACUUUAUUUUUAAAAAAUCAAUAAAUCUUAUGCUAUGGAAAGCCCCUCUGUAACUUAAGAUAUAUUUAAUGAGAUGUGCCAGAAUUGUGUUUGUUUCUAGAAAUACAGAGCUGAGUUGAAAGUGACCCCUGACUUUGAGCCACUCACAGUCUGUUAUGCUAAUUGGACAAUUCAUUCAUUUAUUCAAUAAAUAUUCUUUAAGUACUUAUGAGAGUGAGAGAUUUGGUUAAAUUCUAGGACCUCAGUGGUAAUCAAAACAGGCCCAUGUCUUCGUGCAGUUUACAGUCCA
This is a messenger RNA of Prionailurus viverrinus (fishing cat), 721 nucleotides long. RefSeq names its product ovomucoid-like. Lineage: Eukaryota; Metazoa; Chordata; Mammalia; Carnivora; Felidae. The coding region runs from base 77 to 355 and encodes 92 amino acids. The record is from RefSeq and is a predicted model, not a curated record. The transcript is spliced from 4 exons. Gene Ontology annotation, molecular function: protein binding.